UUAUUCAGCCUGUUGAGUGCCUUGGUUUUACUGGCAGCCAUGGUGGAGGCAGGUAGAGAUUACUACCGCAUUCUCGAUGUUCCACGCGACGCGCCCAAGAGUCAGAUCAAGAAGCAUUACAAGAAAUUGUCACGAGUGUACCAUCCCGACAAGAAUCCAGAUGACAAGGAAGCUUCUGCCAAGUUUAUGGAACUUGCUGAUGCCUACAAUGUACUUUCUGAUGAUGAAAAGCGACCCAUCUAUGACCGAUACGGUGAGGAAGGAUUGGAACAACACAAGUCUGGAAAUGGAGGACAUCACCAAAAUCCUUUUGAUAUCUUUUCACACUUUUUUGGAGGUGGUCAUCAUGGACAUGCUCAAGAACGAAAGGGCCCAAACAUGCAGGUUGUACUUGAAGUAUCAUUGGAGGAUCUGUACAAUGGAGCAAAUAUCGAGGUGGAUAUCUCGAAGCAGGCUGUGUGUGAUCAUUGCCAUGGUAGUGGUGCACGCCGAUCGGAAGACAUCGUAACCUGUCCUGUAUGUUCCGGAAGAGGUGUAACUCUUGCUAGAAUACAAAUUGCACCUGGAAUGGUUCAACAGAUCCAGCAAACGUGUGAUAAGUGUGGUGGUAAGGGCAAGACCAUCAAAACUCCUUGCCCAGUAUGUGCUGGUAAAAAGGUCCGACGAGCAAACGAGCAGUAUUCUAUUGAUAUUGAUAAGGGAAUGAGUGAUGGCGCAACAGUGGUUUUGGAUCAAGAAGGUGAUGAGUAUCCAGACACUAUUCCUGGUGACAUUAUAUUUGUUGUGUCUACUUUGCCUCACGCUGUGUUUGAAAGACGUGGUCAAGCCCUGUACACGAAGCAACACAUCACUCUUACCGAGGCACUCACUGGCUUUGAAAAGACAUUGAAGCACUUGGAUGGCAGCACAGUGACACUCGCACGACAGGGCGUUACCCAAUACGGCUUUGUGCAGACGAUCAAGGGUCAAGGAAUGCCACUCCACGAGAAUCCUACGGAACAUGGAGACCUCUUUGUGGAGUACAACGUUGUGUUUCCUACGCAUAUCGACCCCGAAUUUGUUGAAUUACUCCGCCAAGGAGCUCAUUAUGCACCAGCCAGCUUCGUACAUCAAGAGCUUUAAAGUCAUUUAAUAAUUUUAUUAUAGAAUUCUAAAGAUUUUCUUUUAGAUAUUUGUACGCUUAUGUUUUUUUUUUCGUUGGUGCAUAAUGUAAUAUUCUUUUUCCUUUUGUCUC
This is a messenger RNA of Phycomyces blakesleeanus NRRL 1555(-), 1234 nucleotides long. RefSeq lists its product as hypothetical. The record is from RefSeq and is a predicted model, not a curated record. The transcript is spliced from 5 exons. Gene Ontology annotation, biological process: protein refolding; response to heat. Bases 40 to 1122 code for a protein of 360 amino acids. Gene Ontology annotation, molecular function: Hsp70 protein binding; ATP binding. Lineage: Eukaryota; Fungi; Mucoromycota; Mucoromycetes; Mucorales; Phycomycetaceae. Gene Ontology annotation, cellular component: cytoplasm.